AUGUCGGAUCCACUCUACAUAUUUAAUAAGUCUCAAUCCGAGAUAGUAGUUGAAUCUUUGUUAGCUCCAAGCAAUUUCAGAUCUUCAAUGCCCACUCAGCAACUCCAAUCCUUGAGAGUCUUUGUGGCGACAUGGAACGUGGGAGGAAAAUCUCCUCACUCUGGUCUUGAUCUCGACGCUUUGCUUCAUGUCCACAGUGAAUACGAUAUAUACGUUUUAGGUUUUCAGGAGAUUGUUCCAUUGAAUGCUGGAAAUGUUCUUGUGCUUGGAGACAACGAGCCAGCUGCGAAAUGGCUAGCGAUGAUCAAUCAGUCCUUGAACAAAUCAUCACCAUCAUCAUCAUCAUCAUCAGGUGGACGGCUUGGCCCCAAAACACCAUCUUUUGGCGCUGGAUCGAUGUUCUUUGCGAAACCUUCUUUGAAGAAGAUCAGUGAGAGUUUCAGAACAGAUUGCAGGAGAAAGCUGAAGAUCUGUAACUGCAGCUCUUUCUCUGAAGAGAUUGCCAAAAAGUAUGGGAGAGAAUCUUGUUUCAGGUGUCCAGAAUCUCUGGUCAACCAAACCGGUUUACUUUCUGAUGAUGACGAAGAAGAAGAAGAUGAAGAUGAAGAUGAUGAUGACGAGGAUGGGGGAGGAAAUGUUGCUUCACUUGUAAGCAACCAGAUGAUGAUGAAGUAUGGUUUAGUGGCAUCAAAGCAAAUGGUGGGAAUAUUCCUCACUGUGUGGAUGAGAAAGGAGCUUAUUCAACAUGUUACUCAUCUCAGAAUCUCCUCUGUCACCCGCGGAAUCAUGGGUUGCUUAGGAAACAAGGGAUGCAUAGCUGUGAGUUUGCAGCUGUACAAGACGAGCUUCUGCUUCAUUUGCAGCCAUCUAGCUUCUGGCGAGAGAGAAGGAGACGAACGUCGCAGAAACUCAGAUGUAAUCGAGAUUCUCAAGAACACAACUUUCCCCAGAAUAUGUAGAACGUCUUUCACCCGUGUUCCCGAUCGUAUCACUAAGCACGAUCGGGUCAUCUGGCUAGGAGAUUUAAACUACAGAAUAGCUUUGAGUUACUCAGAGACAAAGACGCUCUUGGAUAAAAACGCUUGGGACACUCUUCUCAACAAAGAUCAGCUCAAGAUUGAAAGAGACGCGGGACGAGUGUUCAAAGGAUGGCACGAAGGCAAAAUAUUCUUCGCACCAACUUAUAAGUACUCUUAUAACUCAGAUGCUUACGCCGGAGAUACAACCAAAGAGAAGAAGAACAAGAGGAGAACUCCGGCCUGGUGCGAUAGGAUUCUUUGGCACGGGGAUGGAAUCAGGCAGCUCUCGUACGUGCGCGGCGAAUCUCGAUUCUCCGAUCACCGGCCGGUCUGCGCCGUGUUUGUCGUCAACGUUGAGGUUUGCGAGGGUAAAACCGGAACUAGGAGACAAUAA
Molecule: messenger RNA, 1413 nt
Organism: Microthlaspi erraticum
Lineage: Eukaryota; Viridiplantae; Streptophyta; Magnoliopsida; Brassicales; Brassicaceae
Source: the annotation of a GenBank genome assembly